AGUCUCUGAAUCAGUCACCACAUCUCAGUUUCCCCUCUGUCUGUCACUUUCAAGCAUUUCAACUGUUUCUACUCUGAAAUGAAUCUGAUUCAUGACUCAAUGGCUGAAAAGCCCUUUAACAGCUGCCUCUCUCUCUCUCUCCGUGAGAGAGCGUGGCCUGUGGUCUGACGUAUUUGACUGACGCCAGCAUCAACAGGAAAACACCUUCCUCGCAUCUGCAGCUUCCGCAGUUCAGAGCACAUGAGUCGCGCUAACACCAACACCACCAAGUCAGACUGCAACGACCCAGAGGAGAAACCCGGAGGACCAGUCAGGGGGAGACCUCAGGGACCUUAACACGUGGUCUCAGGACUACUCAAGUCCCCAGAGAGGACGGUACGGGAGAUCGUGAAGCUCUCAGUGAAUGCUAGACGUCCAAACCACAAUCAGUGCAGCUGCUGAAGAUACAGACUUCCUCAGACGUCUUCCACACUCCAGGUCCUCAAGAUGCCUCCUCCCUCCAACGUCAGCGGUGGAGGAGCUGAGCGGUGCAUCGUCAACGACCAGAUGACGCCCUUCACCAUUUUCUACAUCCUCAUCCUCAUCGUCAGCCUGCCCGGAAACCUGCUGUCAGUGUGGGCCUUCGUCCGCAGCUCCAGAGCAAAGCAGCAGAGCAUCAGCGUCUACCUGGUCAACCUGCUGGUGGCUGACCUCCUCCUGCUGCUCGCCCUACCCUUCAAGAUCCUGAAGGACCUUGGGGCGGCGCCGUGGAACCUCAUGGUGUUUCACUGCCAGGCCAGCGCCGUCACCAUCUACAUCAGCCUGUACGCUUCCAUCGCCUUCCUCGCCCUCAUCAUCACUGACCGCUACCUGCAGGACUGCCACACUGUGCGCUCUCUGCGGCUGCAGGAAGUCGGCUUCGCCCGGCUGCUGUCUCUGGUCGUUUGGCUGCUGCUGCUGCUCAUCAUGGUGCCCAACAUGGCUCUGCCCAUACAACAGGUCAAGGUGCAGCGGUACCUCAGCUGUUCCUCCCUGAAGAAGGACAUCAGCCUCCACUGGCAUGCCCUCACCGUCUUCCUCUGCACGGCGUUGUUCCUCAACGCCUCCGCCGCUGUGCUCGUCUCCAGCGGACUGGCUCUGAAGAGGCUCCUGGGCAGCCGGAGCGACCCGAAACUCUGGGUCAAGGCCAGGCGGGUGGCAGGGAGUGUGGCGGCCGUGGCGUUGGCCUACAUUCUCUGCUUCGUCCCAUAUCACGUCGUCCGGACACCGUACACGCUGGCUCAGACCAAGGUCAUAACGGACUGCCAGACCAAGAGGCAGCUGUUUCUGGGGAAGGAGUCGACGCUGCUGUUGAGCGUCCUGCACCUGUGCUUCGACCCCCUGCUCUUCUUCUACCUGUACACACCUUUCAGACGGACGGUCAGGAGGAUGCUCCCCUGCUGCAGGAACCAGACAGACGACGACGUGGAGGAACAGGUCGCCGAUGAAAUGAUGCAACAAGACACUUCUGAAGAGCAACAGGCUGUGAUCUCAAAACCCUGAAAUAAACUUGAUUU
Lates calcarifer (barramundi perch) is the source of this 1535-nucleotide messenger RNA. Its product is annotated as G-protein coupled receptor 171. Gene Ontology annotation, molecular function: G protein-coupled purinergic nucleotide receptor activity. The transcript has 6 exons. Gene Ontology annotation, cellular component: membrane. NCBI's taxonomy places the organism in Eukaryota, Metazoa, Chordata, Actinopteri, Centropomidae. The coding region runs from base 487 to 1521 and encodes 344 amino acids. Gene Ontology annotation, biological process: G protein-coupled receptor signaling pathway. The record is from RefSeq and is a predicted model, not a curated record.